AUGACUGACUCGUCCAAUACCAGCAGCACGUCAUCGCCAUCUAUGUCUACCAAUGCUAAAGACAUCUCCGUUCAUCGCUGUAGCAUCAGGGAGGCUGUCCAGGCUUUCAUGCAUGGCAUAACCCAUAAUCAAGCUGAGGUGGCAGCGUGCGUUGCUGCGUACCCUGACUCUGUGCCGCUGAUCUACAGUGUUCUCCCGACUACAGAACCCGGCAACCUCCCCACACCACCAGCACAACCCUUGGGCCUGGAGGCGUAUCAAAAAUCCACGCGCGACAAGCAAAAGCCUGACAACGCCUACAAACGCGCUGUAGCCAUUGCUGAUAAACUUCCCCUGGAGUUAGGCUCCGUGAAUGUCUUGUCCGAGCUACAGCACGAUUUACAGCGUGAGAGGGCCCGAACCGAUUAUAAUGCACAGCAGCGACGGCGUGCAAACCCGGAACCGAGGUCGCAGAGCGAAGAUGAGGCUGGCAAUCAUUCCGAGAAUCUGGAAGACGAUUACCACAGCCUACAACCCAGCCCGCGUUUUGAGACGGCCACUGGAAGGUACUGGAGUAUACUGAUCGCACAGCGCUACCGUGCUGCCAAGCAAAGCAAGGAAAAGCACAUAAUUUCAGUGGCCGAAAAAUUUGCUAAAAAGUAUUUACCGGACAAUGUUAAGAAAGGCCUGUCAAAAAAGAAACUGCAGACUAAAUGGAAAGCCAUUAUGCACCAGCAUAAUUUCUGGGAGCAGAUGGCGACCUCUUGUGGAGGUGCUGGCGUGCUGCUGCUGCUACCAGCAGAAUUCCAGAACGAACACGCGCGACGACUGAAAAUCGAGGAUAAGGCUGCACUGUUCGCUAGCAUCGCGGCGAGGCAUCCAAAUCUAAAACAUGAUGUCGCAGUCCUCACUGAUCUUUUGUCAUGUUUUUUGCAUAACAAAGCCUUGCCAAAGUGGCAGAUACCUUUAGAGACUUUGUCUGAAGCGGAAAUCGCCACCCGCUGGCAAAGAGGACUGCGGGAACUGGUCGUUUUCGUCGAUAGCCCUGUGCACAUUACGGUGGAUGGAGAAGACGCAGCACGGCUUCCAAGUGCACAGCCGCUCAGUUCACUUAUGGAUUCAAGCAUGUGUGACUACGGAUAUAAAAUAGACCAAGAUAUGGAAUGUAUGCCGCUAUCGCCUGCUAAUGAGCAAAGAUUUAUUCCUCCCGGCUCGGACGCUGUGUUAGAAGGGCUGGGUUUCGACAUCAAUGUUACAAGCGAUUAUUACUGUUUUUGCCUUUGGUGGCGGAUCGGGUGUUGCGACAGGCAGCUACUCCUCAGCGCUGGCCCCGUACCUCUAAGAAAGCAAAGCAUGGGCGUCGCGGUCCCAAAGCAGUCCGCAACACCUGCCUUUGUCUAUUUGUCUGAGAAUUGUGGUCAGUCACUGCUCAAGGCGCACCAGAAGAAGGGUGUCGUGCCUGGUUGGCGUGGCGAGCGGGGCGUAGUGUUGGUAACACAACCUUUGAAGUUUGUGCUCUCGCCCUUCCUUGUUGCUGGUAGAUACCUCUCUGGCUACCUUACCUACCCGACCGUGCUAAACCGGCGAAAUUAUAUUGAACGUUGGAGCUGUGCCGACAGCUUGUUGCUGCUUGCCUAUGUUUUGGCGACGGGGGCCUGCGUUGCAAUUCCUCUCCCAGGAUUAGAUCAGGUUGUCACUCGCACCGGAACGCUCUCAGUGGUAAAUUUGCUAUUUUGUUUUGCGGGCCCAUGCUUUAGCACGUUAGCAGAUGUGCUCAAUGUUUCACUGCAUUCCUGUCGCCGCCUGCACGCGUCUUUAGGAACUCUUGCUGUUGUGCUGGCGGUGCUUCACGCUGCUGUAGGUGGGAUCACCACUGAAAAGCUUAAUUUGCAAACGCCAAAGGACAUAUUCGCACUGGUGAUCCGAGCAACUCUUCCCAAGCUUGUUCCGUCCGUGAGCCUGUGCUCCUUUGCGCAGACACACCCUUUUGUAGUUACAUCUUGGUCCGAGAAACCACAGAAGUAUCUGGACCUAUUCAUUGCGCCUCAUCGUGGCUUUACUAAGGACCUGUUGACGCUCUCAGAACAUGGCUCGACAACAAGCAUAGCGUGGCUCAGUGGACCUCAUGGAAAGCCGCUUCCGCUCGACCGAUACGAAAAUAUUGUUAUGCUGGCUACUGAAUCUGGGGUUGCCGCUCACUUGCCAUAUCUCAAGCAGCUGACGCAGGAUCAGCGCAGUCAAGAAAUUCCAGUCCGCCGGGUUCAUCUUAUCUGGCAAAUGGAACGAAGAGAUGUGGGCAUCGCCGCGCAGAAGUUGCUGAAUGAGACUCUCACAGAAGGCAAGCUCAACGGGCAAUACUCGAGCCACGGUGUAUCAGGGUCCCAUAGCCUAGCCGAUGUCUUGUCCUCAGAACUGCAACAACGACGACGCGGGAGUAAGACGGUAAUUUCGGGCAAGUACAUCUCACAGGACCCCGACCCAGAGGCGGCAAUAGGGAAAUUCCUCGGUAGAUCCUACAAGGUGUACGUGCGCAUUGCUGACUUCUAUUACUCGAGGAUCAACAAGCGCAUGUAG
This is a messenger RNA of Beauveria bassiana ARSEF 2860, 2553 nucleotides long. RefSeq names its product metalloreductase transmembrane component. The transcript has 10 exons. Gene Ontology annotation, biological process: iron ion transport; intracellular iron ion homeostasis; copper ion import. Bases 1 to 2553 code for a protein of 850 amino acids. Gene Ontology annotation, cellular component: plasma membrane. Gene Ontology annotation, molecular function: ferric-chelate reductase activity. The record is from RefSeq and is a predicted model, not a curated record. Lineage: Eukaryota; Fungi; Ascomycota; Sordariomycetes; Hypocreales; Cordycipitaceae.